Trichoplusia ni (cabbage looper) is the source of this 4694-nucleotide messenger RNA. RefSeq lists its product as uncharacterized. The transcript has 16 exons. The coding region runs from base 879 to 4466 and encodes 1195 amino acids. Gene Ontology annotation, molecular function: protein binding. Gene Ontology annotation, cellular component: cytosol; nucleoplasm. NCBI's taxonomy places the organism in Eukaryota, Metazoa, Arthropoda, Insecta, Lepidoptera, Noctuidae. The record is from RefSeq and is a predicted model, not a curated record. Gene Ontology annotation, biological process: actin crosslink formation; positive regulation of actin filament polymerization; actin filament bundle assembly.
UAGAAAGUAAAAGUUUCUGUCCACGCAUAUUGAUUAGACUGGUGACUUUUGUGCAUUUAAACGAGAUUGAAUAUUUUUAAAGUCGUGUUCGUUAUCAAAAAUGAAAGUUGGCGUGCAUAAUUCUAUUGUAUUAAUAUGACGUAUCAGUAACACCUGCCACGCAAACCGAGUGUGGGCAUUUUAUAUUGUUGCGCUAAUGGCAUUGAAAACCAUUUCAUAAUCCUACCAACAUUUGUGUCACGAACUUUAUAUCUAUCUGUCUAUCAAAGAUUUAAUAUCUUAAGUUGCUAUAAGAUCGGAGAUAAAUUGAAAAUAAUUACGAUUAUUGUCUAGUAGCGAUCACAUUAUAACUUUAUCUUUGCGUUAAUCUCUUAAUGGGACGUUAUAUGUGAAUAAGAUUUACACAUCGAUGAUAAACAGCAUUGAAAGAUCAUUGAACUAAGCAUUUCGAAAUAACCCAACAAAAGUACGUAGUUUCUAAACAAGCUACGUUACGGUAAACAUAGCGAGAGGUUUAGACAUCGGGCCCAUACUGAUCUUACUACCAGUCCGUUUACUUCGUGUUUCUAAAUAUCGGCAUUCGUGAGAUACCUACCGGUGAAGGCGAUAGGUGACUCUACUGGCGAGGCUCGAGUGCGACGCACGCCUCGCCUCUACACCUCACUACAUAACCGACAGAUGUCUUCGAAAGUGAGUUUGUUUGCCUAAGUGAUUCGAAAACCGAAAGGGAGUAAACCGUUAAUGGGCGUACAUUGAAAUGUGAAUUUUGUGUGUACAGUGUUAAAAUUGAACUUUGUUCGUACGUUGUUGUUAUCCCGAUGAAGUUUCUCGUGUAGUCACAACUGUUCGUGGAAUUGGUUUAUUGAAAAUCUUUCGCCAUGGAGACGGAGGAGUUGACGAAACUCGUUGAUGGAAUCUACAAGAAUAUCCUGGACAAAUUUAAUCCAGGUGCUCGGCAAAUGAUAACGGCUGGAAAAGCCUACCUCAAAGCUUUACAUGGUGCAGCCGCGGCAUCUCGCCUCUAUGUUGACGCCGUGGGGAAGCUCGGCCGGCAAGCACAACAGGGCACAUGGGGAGGAUGUGCCGACAUAGGUACUGCCCUAAUGAAGGUCGUGGAGGUGUACCGAGAAAUACAAGAUCAGCAAAUGAAUAUCUUGAAGGCGUUUUACGUUGACCUCUUGGUCCCCUUGGAAACUAAUCUCGAGAAAGAUACAAAAGUAGUACAGUCGGAGCAAAAGAGGUUUUUACAGCAACACAAGCUGCGCUCAGAGAGUUACAGCAAAGCCGCCGCGACUAUAAAGAAACAACGAAAGAAGAAGCCAAAUGUCACCAAAGUUGGUUCAGCCAUGGAUAAGGAGAUGAAGAACAUGCAGAUUCUAGAAGAAGAGAAAACCAAAUUGGAUGCGUUCUGCGAACAAAGCUUGAAGAAUGCCAUGACACAGGAGCGUCGCCGCUACGGAUUUGUGCUAGAACGACAGUGUUCUCUGGCUAAGCACUGGCUAGCUUACCACACUGCUGGUGCCGCGGCUUAUAAUACUGGCUUGGAUGAAUGGCUCGAAGUGUCCAGGACCCGCGAAUUCCUGCCUCCGAAUGUUGAAGCCAUGUUUGUUAGUAGAAUGAGGCAAGUAUCGUUCUGGGCUGAUGAAGACGUAUACGCGAGCCCUCGUAACGGUGACGACGAUGACCGCGCUUCAGUCGGCUCGGCUUUACGUAAAACCAGAUCUGUGGAUGCUUCAUGCCUUGAUGUUAGGUCUAUUGGAGAUUUGGGUUCACCAGCUCAAGGUUUGUCGCGGGCCAAAUCUGAUUUCAAUCUUCAAGCCAGCUCCAACAUUGACGAUCAAGUAUCUGAUUCACGCACAGCUACACGUCCGUCGUCGCUUGCUCCACCAACCUGCACUUCUCGGGACCCGCCGCUCGCUCGAGCUCUGUAUGCUUACUCUGCCGCUGGAGACAACCAGCUCAGCUUCCAACAAGCAGAUGUUCUAGCUCUGCUUGGAGAGAGGACUAAGGGAUGGCAGUAUGGAGAAAAUUUACGCACGCACCACGCUGGCUGGUUCCCUCUUGCGUACACUGAACCAAUCCCUAACGAAGAAACCGGUAAUUCCCCGGCCCGUUGGAGCUGUGUCCAAACACCAUCAGAAGCCCCACCGCCAGCACCCAUCGCGCAUGCGCAAACAACACCUUCAGCAACGGGACACUCACAUUCGCACCCACCAGCACGCAUGUUUGGAGACACAGUCACUGCUCAUCACGUUACAAAGGGUCGUCUAGGAACCGGCUCACCAGGCUUGCCGCCAACUCUACCAGCACCUUCACCGAGUGCUCUCAGCUCUUCAGCAAGCGCCACAUUCCACGCUUCUACUCCGGCCACAGCCGCUACCGGUGCUAUUAAGAACUCGACAUCUUCAGCCAGUUUUACAACUCAUGCUGUUAUAGAAACAAGGAGCUUCGGGCCUCAGACAUUGCCUAUGCGUUCUCAGGUCGCCCAGAACAAAGCAGGACCAGCUAAGACCGUAGUGAGUGCAGUAGGUGCUGUAGGGAAUGUAUCACUGCACAGCUCCAACGAUUCUGGUUUCUCCAACGAGCCGCCACCACAGCCCGACGUGGACUACAGCGACGAAGAAGCUCAAAGACUUCGUGUCCCAAUUAGUAAAUCUGCUCUGCAAUCGAACGACACUAAAGCAUACUUACUUAAAACUCAAAGCUUGAAACGAGGUCCUAAACCAAGUAACACCGCCAAUGGAUAUCUAACCGACGAUCAACAGCUAAUGCUUCGUAACAUGCUGGACAUGGACAAAGACUCCCAAAAAGUGAAGAGAACUAAAUCAUUCUGGAAAUUCGGUCGCACUACUGCUGAAGAGAUUAUGGAAGGAAUGUCUCUGUGGCAACAUCGAGAUAUUGUUGACACAGUGCCAGAGUAUAAGAAAAGAUUAUUUGAGAAAAUGAAGAAGGAACUGCGUCCAGCACCCGAUAUUCCCAAGCAAACAAGCCCAGAAAAGACGAUCCCCGUCGAAAACGGACAACCGCCAAGACCAAAAGAAACUAUUGACAGAAAAGACAUGAAAAUGCCUAAUGGCAUUCGUCAGGCUAAGAGCUUGGGAUCAAUUCAAACUGAAGAAAGAAUUGAAAAGAACAGAAAGGGAGGUGAUAAUUAUAACCAUCAAACUCAAACAAUGAACAAAAAGAGCAUGUCUGAAAAAUCUAUUAUUGAAGAGAAACAUGAAGAUUUCUCGCCACGCAAUGAAUCACGACACUCAGAUUUAACCAACACAAGCACGAUAAAAACCAACUUUGAAAACAGCUUUUACAAUGACGAAAAUGGUGAAGGUUUUGUCAUGAAAACAGUAAAGCGAAGGGAAAUAUUACAGAAAUAUGACAAUGAUAGCAGCUCCGACGUUAAUUCUGUUGCUUCGAGUACUGAUCCAUAUGACUGUAUUAUAGUAGAUGAUCAUAUGACAUCAAGGAAGCAGCAAGAAAUAGACAGACGUCGACAAACACAUGUGAUUGAAGAAGAGGUUAAGAAACGCAAAGAGAAUGCCUACAUGCCGGAGUUUGAAGAAAUAGAGGUAACUCCAAUCAAACCACAUGUUCGUGCUACAUUGUCAUCUGAAAAAACUAAAAACUCCCACGAGAGAAGUCCACCAAAAACAAUGGAAUUCAAAACAUUCAAGGACAGUUCCAAAGAAAUAAAAACAUUUUCCGCGUCAUCUGAAACACUGAAGUACAAAGACAACGAACAGCACACCGAUAGAUACGGUAUCCCAACUGAACGAAAUAAUAAUGAAAUGCGUAAUGAGGAUAUUUACAACGGUCACGAUGAGGGAACUUUGAAAUAUAAGAAACGUAACGUAAGGAACGAAACAAAUGAAGAAAAGACUCAUACCACAACAAACACAUUUGAAAAUGGAAAGAGUCACAAAAAAGAUUAUCCACAAGCUGAGGUAAGAACCCAAAAGAAAGAUGGCAGACCAUAUGAACAAAACCGUGAACCGCGAAUCGAUUAUUCGCUAGACAGACGCCAAACAAAGAAAGAAUUCACUGAUACAAAGGGUAGGGAUGCCAGGAAAAAUAAAUCAAACAGGAGUUACGACGAUAGCUCCUUACCGUAUAAUGGACGUCGGGAGGAAAGGUACUACGAGUCAAAUAUAUCGUACUUCAGUGAUCAGGAACGCAGAACAUCGCGGUACGACUAUGAAACUGAUUCGAAGAAAGCAGAAAAAUCCAAGAUCCGUCAAGAAGAGGCAAGGCUUGAAGCAAGACGUUUCAUCGAUAGACGUAGUGAGGGACCAUACAGCGAAUCAGAUGACCAAAAGUUUAAUGAAGCUUUAAAACAACAAAGACCACAAUUACUCCCGCGUACCAAGCUACUAAAGAGACCGUCAGAAGGAAAUGAGUUGCCAGAGGAAGGCCAUACAUUUGGACCGUGGUACGAUUUAUGGGGACGCGAAACAGCUGUCUACAAGUAAUGUAAAGGAGGCCACAACAAUUCGCAACGGUGAAGUUAAGGAAAGCGCUAACAAAUGAUCGCUCGUCACCGGCCAUCGAGUAAUGUUUUAUAUGCGUAUAAUAUAAUAUAAUUAUAUUAUUUUGUUAAUUAAUAUUAAUUGUAAAUUAGAAACACCGUGUAUUUUGUACAGUUAAAUAUUCAUAGUCUAACAAAGAAAUAUAUCACAAUUUUUUAUAAUAAUCUAAAA